AUGAUCCAGUUUAUGAUAGCGAUGGAAACAUUUCCACAUAUUGAAGGAAAAAAGAAUUGGAUUGUUGGAAAAAUCAUCUUCAAAAAUUGCUGUAUGAGACAGCGUGUAAAGUACAUAAAUCACAUUGCGUUGAGCAUAAAUCACGGCAAAAGGGAUAGGUCGUCAAGGGGAGCUCAAAUGUCAGCAUUGGUAUUGGAAAAUUUGUAUGGCUGCAUGGCAAAAACACACUUUACAGCCAGGCUAGGCUACGAGAUGAGGUUACAAAGCAUAAAAUCAAAGAGAAGAGAGAAAAAUGUACCCAAAGACUUUACAAUGCCAGUUGUUCUAAAGGCUCGGUUUUUCAUCAUAAAGCAAUUUCCUCGAUUCCUAAUUUUAGGAACUGCUUAUAUUGCGGUGUGGAAAUAUGAUUCCACGAUUGACGCGAAAUGGAAGAUAAAAUUAGAUUAA
Clunio marinus is the source of this 447-nucleotide messenger RNA. The record is from the annotation of a GenBank genome assembly. NCBI's taxonomy places the organism in Eukaryota, Metazoa, Arthropoda, Insecta, Diptera, Chironomidae.